AUGGUGUUCGAGAAACCGAUCGUCGUCGACUGCCGAGGCCACUUGGUCGGCCGUCUCGCCUCACUGAUCGCCAAGGAACUUCUGCAGGGCCAGCACGUCGUGGCUGUGCGCUGCGAGCAGCUCGAGAUCUCCGGCUCGCACGUGCGCAACAAAGUCAAGUUCUUGCAGUUCUUGAACAAGCGAACGGCCACGAACCCGAAGAAGGGUCCGGUCCACUACCGGGCACCGUCUCGUAUGCUUUGGCGUACGAUCCGUGGCAUGCUGCCUCACAAGACGGCCCGUGGUGCUGCUGCUCUGCAACGCUUGAAGGUGUUUGACGGUAUCCCGUCUCCGUACGACAAGCAGAAGCGUAUGGUCAUCCCAGCUGCUCUGCGUGUGCUACGUCUGAAGGCGAACCGCCGCUACACGGUCUUGGGCAACCUCGCCUCGGAAGUUGGCUGGCGUCACGCUGAGCUGGUCAAGCGUCUCGAAGCCAAGCGCAUUGUCAAGUCGGACGCCUUUUACAAGAAGAAGGUCGCUCAGCAGAAACGUCUGGCUGAAGCCGAGGCGAAGGUCCUUACUGAGAACGCGGAGUUGAAGCCGACGCUUGCCAAGUACGGACAUGCUCUUUGA
Molecule: messenger RNA, 612 nt
Organism: Peronospora matthiolae
Lineage: Eukaryota; Oomycota; Peronosporomycetes; Peronosporales; Peronosporaceae
Source: the annotation of a GenBank genome assembly